AUGAGCACAUAUCCCCAACAUGUGGUUGACGCGGUCGCCAACUGUAACGAGAAGGUGAAGUCUCUGCAAACAGAAACAGAGUCCCAGGCGAAUCAGACACGCAUUGAAUACAGGAAAAAGCUUGAACUCUUAUUUGAGCAACGACAGGAGGCUCUUGACAAAAUUGAAGGCUUUUGGAGUGGUGUCUUGUCAGCUACUGAAACUCCAUUAAGACCAUUGUUCAAUGGGACUAUUGAUCCCAAGAUUGUCCGUGCAAUUACAAAUUUUAAGGUGACGACAAGCGUUAAGGAUGGUUUUUUAUGCCGAAAUGUCUCUAUCGUUCUUCGUUCCAAUAUGUUUGCUGAACAGGGAACUAUUUAUCGUGAGGUGAACACACAGCUAAAAACAAUUUCAUUGGGGCCUAUAAAGUGGAAGUCGGGAACGGAACGCGCACGUCAGGACUCUGUUUUUAGAUUUUUUACAGUCGAGUGUAAUGAUGAGGGUUUUAUUGAUGAAACUUUGGACGCCUUUGACACAGUUUUUCAAAACCCAUUUUUAGCACUUGAAUCUACUGAAUAUUAA
Messenger RNA from Trypanosoma cruzi, 561 nucleotides. RefSeq lists its product as uncharacterized. Lineage: Eukaryota; Euglenozoa; Kinetoplastea; Trypanosomatida; Trypanosomatidae. The record is from RefSeq and is a predicted model, not a curated record. Bases 1 to 561 code for a protein of 186 amino acids. The transcript has a single exon.